AUGGCAGACACGCUACUAUUAAAGGCUCUACGAGGCAAUGCUAGAAAAGUAAACUUAAAUAAUAAAGAUUUAAAGACUAUACCUCGGCUUGUUGGAAAGUUAUCAGAAUUAGAUACCUUGGAAGCUAGAAAUAAUAAGAUAACUUAUUUACCGACAGAAAUGGCAUUACUCGCUAAGCUUGCCAGCUUCAACUUGGGAUUCAAUGAAUUAUGCGAAUUACCAAAGAAUUUAAUGUACUUAUCAAAUCUACGAAAACUACAUCUUUUUAAUAACAAUAUUACUGAGCUUAGUGGCGAAGUUAUUGGGAAUUUGAAGCAGUUAACGUUAUUAAAUCUAAACAGAAAUAAAAUACAACAAUUACCAAAAGAAAUUGGCAGGCUUGUAAAUCUGGAGUUUUUAAGCCUUGACGAUAAUCAGUUAGUAGAGCUACCUGAUGAAUUUUGUAAACUAACAAAUUUAAAGGAGUUAAGCAUUUGCAGAAAUCAACUAAUAUAUCUACCAGACCAACUUGGUAGAAUAAGAAAAAUGAAAAAAUUAUUCUUGAUUCGAAAUCAGUUAGAUGUAAUACCUGACUCUUUAGGUAAGAUGUAUCAGCUCUCUAUUUUGGAUGUAUCUAUUAACAAUAUUAGGUUAUUACCUAGCGAGCUGCUAAAUUUACCAUUAACUGAGCUCCACAUUGAAGGAAAUUCUCUAAUUGACAAAGUUCCAGUUCAUUGUGACUAUGCUGAUGAAGUGUUAUCACUAAAGGAGAUUGCUGCUCGAUAUAUACUUAAAGAUCUAAAAAAAAGGGACUCUAUAAUGCGAUUUGAAUUACGUUACAAUGAUGAAGCUCGAGAAAUGCUUCUGGAGGCCAAAGAAUGUCCGAUCUGUACUAAUUGUUUUCUAAAUUCAUGGUUAGAGUGUGCAGAAUUUGUCGACGCGAAAAAGAUUUUAGGGAUUAAAAAUCGUACAGGAGUUAUCCCGGUGCGUGUGCAGCUUUGUUCAUAUAAGUGCUUCAAAAGUGACGGGCAUGGUUAUUUAGGAGUUGCUACUCCAUAG
This is a messenger RNA of Trichoplax adhaerens, 1038 nucleotides long. RefSeq lists its product as uncharacterized. The transcript is spliced from 10 exons. Bases 1 to 1038 code for a protein of 345 amino acids. Gene Ontology annotation, molecular function: protein binding. Lineage: Eukaryota; Metazoa; Placozoa; Uniplacotomia; Trichoplacea; Trichoplacidae. The record is from RefSeq and is a predicted model, not a curated record.